Molecule: messenger RNA, 963 nt
Organism: Solanum verrucosum
Lineage: Eukaryota; Viridiplantae; Streptophyta; Magnoliopsida; Solanales; Solanaceae
Product: 2-hydroxyisoflavanone dehydratase-like
Exons: 1
Coding region: 1-963 (320 amino acids)
Molecular function (GO): hydrolase activity
Source: RefSeq, a predicted model, not a curated record
AUGAAUGAUUUGGUGGCUGAUGUUUAUCCAUUCUUUCGAAUCUAUAAAGACGGUCAAGUUGAACGUUUUGAUGAUAUAAGUGCUAGCAUAGGCUUUUCCUUCGUACCACCAUCACUUGAUGAUCCAGAAACUAGUGUCUCCUCUAAAGAUGUCACAAUUUCACCAUAUGUUUCUGCUAGACUCUACCUUCCUAAAAACACCACCAAUAUUACUCAAAAAUUUCCCAUCUUAGUGUAUUACCAUGGUGGUGGAUUUGUCGUGGGGUCCACUUUCUCGGAUGUCCAUCAUCGUUACCUCAACAUAUUAGCUUCAGAGUCAAACACAAUUGCAAUUUCGAUAGAGUACAGGCUAGCCCCAGAGCAUGACGUACUAACGAUUUAUGAAGAUUGUUGGACUGCACUUCAAUGGAUCGUGUCACAUGUUGAUGAUGAAACUUCGAGCAACAAAGACCUAUGGUUAACAAACUAUGGUGAUUUUGAUAAAUUGUUUAUAGUUGGAGACAGUGCUGGUGGUAAUAUAGUUUACUAUAUGGCUAUGAGAGCGGGAAUAGAAGGUGGUAUUAAUGAAAAUGUCAAUAUUUAUGGUUCGAUUCUUGCUUUUCCUUACUUGUUGAUGCCAAUUGAGAAUAUUGAGCAAGUGUUUUCGUAUAAGAUUUGGAAGGCUAUUGUACCUAUAUCAGAAGCUGAUAUUAAUAGCUCGAUGAUUAAUCCAUUUGUUGAGAAGGCUCCUUGUGUGUCUGGGCUAGGUUGUUCAAGAUUAUUGAUGUGUAACGCGGAGAAAGAUGAGUAUAUUCCAAGAGAAAUUGGGAUUCGAUUUGUUGAGGGCGUGAAGAAUAGUGGUUGGAAAGGGGAUUUAGAGUUCAUUGAAAUUGAAGAUGUAGGUCAUUGCUUUCAGUUGGCUGAUUUUGAAAUUGAGAAAUCUCGAGAUUUGAUUAAGCGUUUUGCUUCUUUCAUUUCAACAUAA